Molecule: messenger RNA, 4820 nt
Organism: Gopherus evgoodei (Goodes thornscrub tortoise)
Lineage: Eukaryota; Metazoa; Chordata; Testudines; Testudinidae
Gene: PLD1
Product: phospholipase D1
Exons: 27
Coding region: 171-3395 (1074 amino acids)
Biological process (GO): intracellular signal transduction; phosphatidic acid biosynthetic process; cell motility
Molecular function (GO): phosphatidylinositol binding; D-type glycerophospholipase activity
Source: RefSeq, a predicted model, not a curated record
CGCAGCUUUUCCUGUCUGUGCAGAUUUCUGUGUGGUUAUUUUUCUUAUAGUAGCAUUGUGCUGGAUAGUCACUUAAUAGGAAAGGAGGGUUUUCAUUUUAAAAGCAUCAUGAACCACCUACUUUCACAGGGGCACAAGCCCCCUGUGUUGUUGGUGAACGAGCAUUUAAGAUGUCACUGAGCCGUGAAAGAAGAGUAAAUACCUCAACGCUGGAGAAAGUUGCAGCAGACAUGAGCAAUUUAAUAGAGAACCUGGACACCAGGGAGCUCCACUUUGAGGGGGACGAGGUGGAUGCUGACAUGUUGAAUGAUCCGAAAACAACUGUGGGCAUCCCAUUCUCUGCAAUUUAUAACACUCAAGGGUUCAAAGAACCUCAUAUACAGACAUAUCUAACCGGAUGUCCGAUUAAAGUCCGAGUUCUGGAAGUAGAACGUUUUACCUCAACAAAAAAGGUACCAAGUCCAAAUGUUUACACUGUUGAGUUCACACAUGGGGACUUUACGUGGCAAGUGAAAAGGAAAUUCAAGAACUUUCAAGAAUUCCACAGGGAACUGCUGAGAUACAAAGCCUUCAUACGAAUUCCUAUCCCUACAAGAAGUCACACAGUUAGAAGACAGACUAUCAAAAGGGGAGAAGCGAGGCAGAUGCCAAGUCUGCCACGCACGUCUGAGAACAUGGUCCGAGAAGAACAUUUUUCUAGUAGAAGAAAACAACUGGAAGACUACUUGACAAAGAUCUUAAAAAUGCCCAUGUACAGGAACUACCAUGGAACGAUGGAAUUCAUUGGUGUAAGUCAGCUGUCAUUUAUCCAUGAUCUAGGACCAAAGGGCAUAGAAGGUAUGAUCAUGAAACGAUCAGGAGGCCACAGAAUACCCGGUCUGAACUGCUGUGGGCAAGGAAGGGUCUGCUAUCGAUGGUCCAAAAGGUGGUUAGUGGUGAAAGACUCUUUCCUAAUGUAUAUGAAGACGGAUAGCGGAGCCAUUUCCUUUGUCCUGCUGGUAGAUAAAGAAUUCAGCAUCAAGAUUGGCAAGAAAGAGACUGAAACAGAAUAUGGGUUACGGAUUGACAAUCUCUCCAGGUCAUUGAUUUUGAAGUGCAACAGCUACAGACAUGCCCGAUGGUGGGGACAGGGAAUAGAAGAGUUCAUUCAGAAAAAUGGCAAAAACUUUCUAACACAUCACAGAUUCGGGUCAUAUGCAGCUAUACAGGAGAAUACUUUGGCAAAGUGGUAUGUAAAUGCAAAAGGGUAUUUUGAAGAUGUAGCAAAUGCCAUGGAGGCAGCGAAAGAAGAAAUUUUCAUCACAGAUUGGUGGUUGAGCCCAGAAAUCUUUAUGAAGCGACCCGUGGUAGAAGGAAAUCGCUGGAGACUAGACUGCAUUCUCAAGCGGAAAGCACAACAAGGAGUGAGAAUUUUUGUAAUGCUCUACAAAGAAGUGGAGCUUGCUCUAGGAAUCAACAGUGAAUACAGCAAGCGGACCCUAAUGCGUCUACAUCCAAAUAUCAAGGUGAUGAGGCAUCCAGAUCACGUGUCAUCCUCAGUGUACCUGUGGGCCCAUCAUGAGAAGCUUGUUGUCAUUGACCAGUCUGUAGCAUUCGUUGGUGGCAUUGACUUGGCCUACGGGAGGUGGGAUGAUGAUGAACACAGGCUGACCGACGUUGGCAGUGUGAAACGAAUUGCAGGAACAAAGUCCACAUCUACAGUGAAUCUCAUACCUACAGCCGAGUCCACAGAAGCUUUAGCCCUGAAAACUCAGCCCCUGGGGAACCUGCCACAGCACAGAAAUAGUGAUGACAUACUAGAUUCUUCAAGAAUGAAAGGAAUAGGAAAACCCAAAAAGUUUUCCAGGUUCAGCAUUUAUAAGCAUCUCCAGAAGCACGGCCUACACCAUGCUGAUAGUGUGAGCAGUAUAGACGGUGAGUCAGGUUAUUGUAAUCCUAGUAGAAGCCAGCAGAAUUUAAUCCAGAGUUUAAAACCCCACCUGAAAAUGUUUCAUCAUCCCACUAAGUUCAAACAAGGGCUCACUGAGUGUGAGGACGAUAAAGGAUCAAUCCGCAGCUUGAAGACAGGUGUUGGAGAACUUUUUGGGGAGACCAGGUUCUGGCAUGGAAAGGACUAUUGCAAUUUCGUCUUUAAAGACUGGGUUCAACUUGACAAACCCUUUGCUGAUUUCAUUGACAGGUACACCACACCCAGAAUGCCAUGGCAUGAUAUUUCAUCCGUUGUGCAUGGCAAAGCUGCACGGGAUGUUGCUCGACACUUUAUUCAGCGCUGGAACUUCACAAAGAUCAUGAAGCCCAAAUACAGAUCCCUGUCCUACCCAUUCCUGUUGCCAAAAUCUCAGCGAACCGCCGGUGAGAUGAAGUAUCAAGUGCCUGAGUCUGUAUGUGCCAAUGUACAGGUCCUCCGUUCUGCUGCAGAUUGGUCAGCUGGUAUCAAGUACCAUGAAGAAUCCAUCCACAAUGCUUAUGUUAGCGUGAUAGAAAACAGUAAACACUACAUCUAUAUCGAAAACCAAUUUUUUAUUAGCUGUGCUGAUGACAAAGUCGUUUCUAACAAGAUUGGAGAUACCAUUGCUCGAAGGAUUCUUAAAGCACACAGAGACAACAAACGAUACCGAGUGUAUGUGGUGAUCCCGCUGUUGCCUGGAUUUGAAGGAGAUAUUUCAACUGGAGGUGGGAAUGCACUGCAAGCCAUAAUGCACUUCAACUACAGGACUAUGUGCAGAGGAGAUAAUUCUAUCCUGGGACAGUUGAAAGCAGAGAUUGGAGAUCAGUGGAUAAACUACAUAUCGUUCUGUGGACUUCGAACCUACGCUGAGCUGGACGGAAAUCUUGUCACUGAACUCAUCUAUGUUCACAGCAAAUUGCUUAUAGCUGACGACAACACUGUCAUCAUUGGCUCUGCUAACAUCAAUGACCGCAGCAUGCUGGGAAAACGCGACAGUGAAAUGGCUAUCAUUGUGCAAGACACCGAAACCGUCCCUUCAGUGAUGGAUGGAAAGGACUACAAAGCCGGACGAUUUGCUCAGUCACUCCGCCUCCGGUGUUUUAGGGUUGUUCUUGGUUGUUCAACAGACCUCAGUGCUGAUCUUCAGGAUCCAGUCUCUGACAGAUUCUUCAAGGAGGUGUGGGUUGCAACAGCUGCCCGCAAUGCCACUAUUUUUGAUAAGGUGUUCCGAUGCCUUCCCAGUGAUGAGGUGACAAAUUUAGCCCAGCUGCGUGACUUCAUCGCCAAGUCAAAAUUGGUAACCCAAGAUGCUGCAAAAGCAGCAGAAGAAUUAAAGAAGAUUCACGGAUUUCUAGUGCAAUUCCCCUUUCAUUUCCUGUAUGAAGAAAACUUGCUGCCUUCUGUUGGAACAAAAGAAUCUAUGGUACCCAUGGAAGUUUGGACUUAGGGUGAUUUAGACUGCAUCAGAAUUUAAAGUCUGGUUCCUUGGAGACAGUUUGCAUACCGGAUGAUUUCAGGAAGCUUUGUAUUGCCAAGGUAGCCACCAAAAAGGUCUCCAUCAGUCUAAUGUGCCUUUCUUAAGGAUUUUGGUGAAACAACUUUAGACAAAAUGACACUGUUAUGGGGAGGGAGAGAAAAUUUGGCACUGAUGAUCAUUGACAAUUUCUAUUAUUUGAAAAGGACAAUACUUCUUUACAAACAUAUUGUAAGCACCUUAAAGAUGCAGGCCACUUGUAUGAGGGGAGACAAAUCAUAAUGUAUAUUAUUAUUGCCAGCAUGAUCAUACAUGUACAGUGAUUCUGAUACCCAGGAGUUGUAGGCCUGUUUGUGCUUUCUAAAUCUUUGUAUGCUCACAGUUUAUUACCUAGCUGGAUUUACCCUCUUCCUCAUCUCUGUUUUGUAUCCCUUCAAGUAUUCCCUCACUGCUUACAUCUCCAUAAUGGUUGGGAAAUGUGGCCUGAGGCCAAGUCAGGUGUUCCUGUGAUCAUUGCCUAUCAAGCUUAGAUCUUACAUUGCAUAUAUGGCAAAGGACUAACACUCUUAUGUCAGAAUCAGUGGUGCUGUCUCUUCUCCUGGCCCCAGGGGAGACAUUGGUUUUUUCACUACAGCUACAGCAAUCAACAUUCCUCAUGCUCAGCAUGGCACCAUGUAGAUCUCCAUGAGGAGCAAUCCCUAAUGGAGAUUGAGGUGAUGAGAAUCUCCUGAAUUCUGUUUUUUCAGGGUUUGCAGAACUUGUUAGAGCUCAGCAACCUUUUUUCUUACUAUCUAAACUAUAAUUUUUUCCCCAAGGGAGAAUCAGCUUUUUAACCCUACAUUUUUCUAGCUAAAGGAAAGCCUGCUGCUAUGUAUUAGGGAGACAAGGAUCCCAAAAGCUAGGUUGGCAAAGUUGGGUCCUCUGUUUGGAUCACUGUGCUGUGGGUGUACAUUGCAUUAAAUACGUAGAGCUUUCCUCUGCUUUCUUUUCCACUGUUUCAUCUAUAAGGAACAAGAACCCAGUAACAGUUGAGUAAGAGUUGAAAUUUUGAGCUGACGAUGUUCAAAGUUGAUCAAAAUCGUUCAUACUGAGUUUGAUCACCCUCCAGAGGCUAGUGGGGAGAUAGCACUGAACUUGUCUCUGGGACCAGCUCCAGUAAUGGGAAGACAUGGUUUUGAACAGUCUCUGCAAGACAGAAAUGUGACUCCAUGUCAUCCCAAGGACUGAUAAACUCAGUCAGCAUGGUCAGUCUUUUUGCUUUCCAUUUAUUAAUACGAGUAGCACAAUUAAUAAGAAACUCAUAAUACUGGGUUCCUAUCUGGACAGAGUGAGAAGCAGAGGCCUUGGCUACACGGGCGCUCUACGGCGCUGCAACUUUCUUGCUCAGGGGUGUGAAAA